This is a messenger RNA of Jaculus jaculus (lesser Egyptian jerboa), 843 nucleotides long. Its product is annotated as vomeronasal type-1 receptor 4-like. Bases 1 to 843 code for a protein of 280 amino acids. Gene Ontology annotation, cellular component: membrane. The record is from RefSeq and is a predicted model, not a curated record. Gene Ontology annotation, molecular function: pheromone receptor activity. Gene Ontology annotation, biological process: G protein-coupled receptor signaling pathway. The transcript has a single exon. Lineage: Eukaryota; Metazoa; Chordata; Mammalia; Rodentia; Dipodidae.
AUGAUUUGGAAUAACCUCACCUGGACAACAAUCUUCCUUUCUCUCACUGGACCUGGAAUUGUUGGGAAUAUCCUAGUAUUUGUGAGACAUGUAUAUACUUUUGUUGUGGGAACUGAGAAAAAAAACAUAGACCUUAUCCUUAUUCAGUUGGCAUUUUCAAAUACAACAAUUAUUUGUUACAUGCAAAUCAGAGACACAGCUGCAGUUUUUUAUGUCAAGAUCUUUCUAGGUGAGGCUGGUUGUAAGGUUGUGGUUUUUCUGGGAAGGAUGACUCAAGGACUCUCCAUCUGCACCACCUGUCUCCUCAGCAUAGUCCAGGCUGUCACCAUCAACCCCAGGAUGACCCUGUGGAGAAAACUCAAACCACAGACUGAGGGGCAGGUUCUUCCCUAUCUCCUCCUCUUUUGGUUGUUAAGUUGCCUCAUAAGCUCCAACUUUCUAUGCUAUAUCACAUCAGUCAGAAGCACGAACAGAUCUGCUGUUGGCAAGCAGGGUAGGUAUUGCAUUAUGCUACCAUCUAGGCAAAUAGUGAAAUGGCUGUUCCUCUCUCUCACGGCUCUCUGUGAUGUCAUCUUCCAGAGUCUCAUGGGCUGGAGCAGUGCGUCCAUGGCUCUGCAUCUGUAUCAACAUCACAAGAGUAUCUCCUACUUUCACAGCUCCAAGUGUGUGAACAAUUCUAGCCCAGAAAUCAGAGCAACACAGAGCACUCUCAUUCUCAUGGCCUGUUUCCUUUUCUUCUAUUGGGUAGAUUUCAUUUUCUCCUUCUACAUGGGUUUCAUAGUGACACAUGCGCCAUCGUCUCAAUUACUAAAAGUUUUCUUGAACUUGGUUAUGCUGUUCUAA